AUGUCAGCUAAUCGGGAGUUUUCGCAUAUUACUCUAUCAUCCACUCCAUUCAAAAACCGAAUGGACCAGCAAGCGAAGAAAAAUGACUCCGAUGUCGAAAAAGACAGAAAUAUCGCUAUUAAAUGUGCAGAACGCUUCAAUUACAACACAAAUCUUCUUAGAAAAGUCACUUUGAGCGAUCGUUUCGAGUUGGCUGCUCUCGGAUUCGAAAUGAAAUCAAAACCAAGCUCAUAUUUAGACAAAAAUCAGGAAUCGGAAGAAUUCGAUUAUAUUUAUCGAAAAGAGAAAAAACAGGAUUAUAAUGCCUCCCCACUUCCUGCAGGAAUGAGUCCAACGAAUCCAUUACCAGCUGGGCGCGGUUUUCUUUCUCCUGCAAUCCAAGCAACCAAUAGUGCAUUCCCCUUCGCUGGAAGUCCGAAAUCAACUCCACAAAAAUACUCGAACAGCCCAGCACCUCGUCAACCCAUCAGAUCACUCUUCGACGAUAUUCCAGCAAACAUCGCAUAA
Caenorhabditis remanei is the source of this 507-nucleotide messenger RNA. RefSeq lists its product as uncharacterized. Bases 1 to 507 code for a protein of 168 amino acids. The transcript is spliced from 5 exons. The record is from RefSeq and is a predicted model, not a curated record. Lineage: Eukaryota; Metazoa; Nematoda; Chromadorea; Rhabditida; Rhabditidae.